Ostrea edulis (European flat oyster) is the source of this 2541-nucleotide messenger RNA. RefSeq lists its product as uncharacterized. Gene Ontology annotation, molecular function: flavin adenine dinucleotide binding; N,N-dimethylaniline monooxygenase activity; NADP binding. NCBI's taxonomy places the organism in Eukaryota, Metazoa, Mollusca, Bivalvia, Ostreida, Ostreidae. The record is from RefSeq and is a predicted model, not a curated record. Bases 416 to 1777 code for a protein of 453 amino acids. The transcript has 6 exons.
GGCAUUAUCAUGUUUAAAGUAGAGCAGACAUGUUAUGCAAUGUCGUGUGGUAAGGUUAAGAAAAAUCCGUAUCGGUGUUUAUUCACGGGACAACGUUCCUCUGUAUAAAGGAUUGCUGGAAAAUAUUACCGUUGAAGUGGCUUAUUUUCUUCCGUGAAUUUUUCAAAAACGUCUCUAGUAAAUGCUAGAUACAUCGAUGUUGCUGAUUCAAAUUACGCAACUUUUGUAUUACAUAACAUUCAGGUCAUUUCGUGUCUGGUUAAUAUCCAUUUCAUUUUUUGUGUCAUGAUGUAAUUUUCGGUACAUAUUGACGCACGCGCAUAACACACCCUGAACACAACUGACUGCUAUAUAUCGCAGUCUGCCUCCUGCUGUCCACGUUUGUCCCUCGCUGGCUCUGUACGUACAUUACAGGAUGUCAGGAAAAAGUACGAAACAAAGAGUAGCCGUGAUAGGUGCCGGGAUUGCAGGACUCUGUAGUCUUAAGCACUUGGCUGAACACCCCGACAUCUUUGAACCAGUAGCGUUCGAGAAGAAUUUCUGGCCGGGAGGACUAUGGAACUACAGUGACCAAACAGGAAAAGAUGAUUUCGGAUUCCCUGUACAUUCUGCCUUAUACAACAACCUCAAAAUUAAUGUUCCCAAGCACCUGCAACAGUUCCCAAGUUUCCCAUAUCCCAAGGAAUGGAAGACGUCCUACAUCAGUCGGCAGCAAUGUCUGGAGUACAUCAAUAGGUUCACUGAUCACUUCAAGCUCAGACAGUACAUCCGGACGCAUACCUAUGUUCGUAAUGUGCAGCCACUGAAGGAGUUCCAGGAAAACGGCCAAGUGAAAUGGCUAGUGACGUAUUCCCCUUUAAAUCGUCUUUCAGAAGUCAAUUCGGAGGUGUUUGAUUCCGUACUUGUGUGUAAUGGACAUGACGUAAAAGACUAUACGCCAGAUAUUCCUGGAAUGGACAUAUUUGAAGGAAGGAUGAUUCACAGCAAGAACUUCCGGUACGAGGAACAAUUUGACGGACUUCGUGUGGCUAUCCUUGGUGUCCACUAUUCUGGAGAGGACAUUUCUAUGCACGUAUCACGUUUUGCUAAGAAGGUGUAUGCAUGUCACAGAAGAAAGCCGGAGGAAUUCCCACCAUCUUUUCCAAAAGAGAUAGAACAAAGACCCCCAAUCGUGCGCAUGACAAAAGAUUCAAUCGUCUUUCCUGAUGGUAGUUCCGAGAAGGUUGACGCCGUUAUUUUCUGUACUGGAUACCUCUUUUCAUUUCCUUUUCUGAAGGAUGACGUCAUCACAAUCAAGGACGAACGUAUAGAGCCCAUAUACAAACAUAUGGUCCACAUCGAGUACCCGAAUUUGAUAUUUGUCGCCAUCCCUCGGCAGUGGCCGUAUUUCGUCCACUAUCACGAAAUGGCAAAGCUUGCCGUUCUGAUGUUGGAAGGGAAGGUGAAAUUACCGUCAAAAGAAGCAAUGCUGGCAGAUAGCGAAGCUGACUUUCAGUCUCGUUUGAAGGAAGGAAAACCACCAUCUUUUGCACAUUAUAUGGGGGAUCUUGAUCGGCAGUUCCGAUUUAACGAGGAACUUGCUAAAUUAGGUGGGUUUGAUCCGCUCCCGCCUGUUAUUGAAAUGCUGUGGCAUGAUGUAAUGGAUGAGAGAUUCAUGAAUUUACCACAUUGCAAUGAAUUCGAUUACGUCAUCACGGGACCGAAUUCUUACCGAUGCUCAAAUCCUGAAAAGGUGAAGUCAAGGAAAUCAAAAGCGGAGAAUGCAAUGAAAAAUUAACUAAAUGGAAAUCUUGCUUAGUGAACAACUACUUUGUAUUUUCUUGAAAAGUUUUUUUUCUUCUUAUUUCAAAUCUGAAAGAACGAUCUAGGUAAAGACAGAGGCUACCUAAUACAUUAUAUUUAAAACUGAUGUUGUGUUGCUAAAAUGUAUUGCACGUAAAUGUUAUUUUGUACAUAUUCCUUCUUUUCUGGUUUUUACUUUAUAGUAAUCACAUGGUAUAUUACAGUUGUAUCAGUGGACAAUGUUGUUGAGAGACAUGUAAUUCAUAUUCUACACUAUAACCCGCAUAUAUUAGUUUAGUGUUUAGAAUUUUACGGGGUUUUGUCCUUUAUUUAAUGCAUGAGUUAUAAUGUUUAUAAUCAUCGUAGAUACCUUUUAUGUAUUAGAAUGUGACCUGGAUAUGGGAUUCCUCAUGUACUUGUUUAAAAUUUUGUGUAAUUGGGAGUUGAGUAAGAAACACUGUAUCCGCUAUGAAACACUGACUUUUUCAGUAUCAAACUUUUCAAAUUUUGUACAGACUGGUGUAUAGCAUACAAACAUGUUAAAUAGCUACAAAAGUCUAAAUAUCCAAGAUGUCUUGUAUAUUACUGGCCUUGUAUGACAUAAAAUCCUAUUGCUUGAAACAUUUAAUGCUGUUGAGAACCUAAUCAAGAUAUGUUGCAUCGUGUAGAUUGGUGUUACAUUUCGUGCAUCGGUUCUCGCUUAAUAUCCAAGAUGUUGUGCAGCAUUUUCAGAUAUUUAUAUUAAACAUCUACAAAGAU